AUGAUGCAAAUCGGAUGGACAACGGCGGAUACGACUGCUUCAUUACAAGGCAUCUACCUGAUCCAUGCCUUCAUGAUCACAUUGGUCGGAACAGCGAUGAAUGUGUUUGUUAUCUAUAGAAUGCGACGGCUGUAUAAUCGAAAUCCAGAGCAGGUAGGGAUUUUUAAAAAUCCUUUUUUGGCAAAAAAAAUUUUUUUUUUAAAAAAAGUUUUAAGUUUUUAAAUUUUUUUUAUUUUUUCAACUUCAAUAGAUUAAAACUGCCGCCAAAACAAUUAUUAUGACAUUCCAAGUGUGGCUCUUGACUUUCAAAAGUCAUUUUUUAAUUUUUCGAAAUUUAUCAUUAAUUAGCGAGCAAUUAGUAUUUAUUUCCUUAACUAAUCGCUAUUUAAAUUGAGGUAGAAAUAGAAGCCAUUUUGCAUUUUUUGUUGCAAAAUUAAUUUGCAAAACAAUUGUAAUAUCUUUUUUUGAAAAUUAGUUAUGAUUUGCAUUAUUAGGUGGUUAAUUUGGCUAUUUUUGGAAGGUGGGUUUGUAGAAAAGGAGAAAAGAAGGGAGGGGGUAUUUUGAUGACUAAAAAUGUAAAGCAGGGUAGGGUAGAGUAAGGUACGGAGGGUAGGGCACAGCAGGUCACAGUAAGAUGAAGUAAGGUAAUGUAGAUUAGUGUACUGUAAGGUAGAGCAAAAUAGGGUAGGGCAGAGCAGAGUAAGGUAAAAAUUUUUUUUUUUAAAUUGAGCUUGGCCCCCCUGUGGAUUUUUUUAAAAAUUUUUGAAGUUUUUUUAUGUUGCCUCUACUUUUAAGGUGCUUUUACAUUUUAAAAAAAACUUCCUAAAGCACAUCCUUAACUUCAAAAGCCCAAAACUAACAAAAAAUGCUAAAAAUACCCUGCCAAUGCAUACUAAAAUACCCUUUUAACUUAUACUAAAAUACCCAUGCCAACGUCCGCUAAUCCUAAUUGCAAAUUUCCGUAACCUUUAACAAAUUAACCCGUACGUAAAGAGAAUGUAAAGCAGUAUAUCAAUUAGCGCUCCUAAAAUUAUCUCUUAUCUGGUGUUAAUCUUUCAUCCACUACCUGGUAUCCCCUUUGUUUCACUGUUUUUGGUUAAUUGCAGCUAUUGCAUGAUGUGGAAGAUAAUUGAAUUUUGUUCGAGAAGAAUUUCACAAUUAGAGUAAACGUAUAGUGAAGGACUUAGAUAAAUGUAUAGUGAAUGACUUUGUUUUUGAAAAAAAGUGUUCUGCUAGCUGUAAUUCACUAUAUUUGACAUUAUAAUGAGUUAUAAUUGGGGUGACUGCAAUCUUUGUGUUUUAGUAUUUUUGUGAAUGUAAAUUAGUAACAAGGCUUUUUUUGUAAUUACCUUGCCUUGCACAAAGCAUCAGUCUUAACCAAAAAAAAGGUUUCACAUUUCAAAAAACCUGAAAAAUUUUAAAAAAUUUCACAGGAGGGACCACGUUCAAUUCGAAAAAAAAAAUUUUUAAUAAUUGGCACAUUCACUCUUGGUAUAACUGUAAACACAAGGCUAUUAUCCGCCACAUGUUUGGGAAGUAGUACGGAUUAAAAAUGGCACGUGUUUACACUUAUCCAACUGUACAUUCAUGGAUAAUAUAAGGCUUAUAAGCGGUAGUAGUUUAAUUGAGGAUAUAAAUACGUAAGACUUAUUACUAUUGGUACUACUAUAAGAUGUAGUACUAUAAUAAAUACUAAUUUCUUAAGUAUAGGUACUGAUUUAACUUAUGUAUACAGUACGAAAUAUUGGUAUUACUGGUAGUACUGUAGAGCAUCCAAAAUCUCAAAAACUUGAAAAUGAUGACUAAAGCAAGCUUCCAUAUUUAAAACAAUACUAUUUCAGUACCGCAAUGGAAUCGGAAUCUGUCUGUUCGUAAUGUCAGUAGCCGACCUCGUAUCACUAGCUUCCCUUAUCACCCACUUCACCACAGCCAACUUAGUAUCAAUUCUACCAACAUCUCUAUUAAAAGUACUAUGUCCUCUAAUAUCCUUCAUCGCCCACACCGCCUACACCCAGUCAAUGUGGUGCUGGUGGCUAAUGUCAGCUCUACGUUACCUAGCCACACGUCGUCCUCUACAGUACACCACACUAUGGCGAUUACCAUGUAUGGUAAUGGGCAUUACUUUCGUCAUGAUUUCAUUGUUCAACUCAUUUUUAAUCGCUACAGUAAGAUACGAUGUUGAUACCAACUCAUGCUACCAAGAUUACACUCCAACAGCUCGUGCUCAUCGUAUUGCCGAUGUUGUGUUGAGCUUCUUCGUGCCAACGAUACUGGUUUUGUAUAUGGAUUUGAGUGUACUGUGUUGUAGGAUCCAGUCUAGACUGGCCGAUCCUAUGUUGCAAAUUGUGAUUAAUCGACCAGCAGCAGAGAAGGUACGUAAAAUGAGUGUAAGUAUUUUGUGAUUGUUCUGUUGCUUGAAGUGUCAUAGUCUUGUAGGACGUGUUUUGUCAUUGUACUAACCCUACCGUGCUUUACAGUAUCUUCUUUUACUUUAUCGUGCGCUAACUUAAACCAUCGUACUAUUCCGUACCUUACUGUACCUUAUCUUACUUUACAUAAGCGUAUCGUAGCUUACCGUAACUUACCGUGCCUUAAGUCUCUCUAACUUACCAUAUCUUACCCUAUCUUACCAUUACUUGCCUUACAGUACCUUAUCGUACUUUACCUUACUCUAACUUACCUUACCGUACCUUGACUUACCCUAGCUUACUCUACUUCUGCUUACCAUACCCCACUGUACCCUGGUGUACCCUACAUUGUCCUACCCUUAUCUUCCUUACCUUACCUUACACUACGUUAGUCUACCUUAGCUUAUCGUACCGUACUCUACCUCCAAAAACUCACUAUCAUAUUACAAUAUCCAGCCUUAUCCUAACCUUCUCAUCACUUCCUUAAACAUUUUCAGUCACUUAUGAUAUCAACACUAUCUCCACUUAAGUAUUGUCAUAUCACUAAUCACCCCCAUCUCAUUAAUCGCCAAUUACCCACUCUAAUCCAAUUGUCAUUUCAGAGAAAGUCGUUGCACCGCUUCCUUGUGAUCACUGGCUCUUGCAUCCUUCUCAAUUUCCCGGAAAAUUUCUUGCGUUUCGGAGUUGCCGUAGGGCUUCCAUUCGUGCAGCCGGCUGUGUUUCCUGCCGCUUUGGCUGUGUUAACUAAAGCUCUCUACUUUGCCCAGGUAUGUUGAGUAUGGGGCUUGCUUUGGGGUAUAUAUGAUGAGUUUUAUUGGGUGUACGCGCUUUUUUUGUUGGUAGUACUAAGAGUCAGAUACAGAUUGUUGUACUGAUAGUGAUAGGACUGCUAAAGGGACUUUCAUAUAACAAUUACUAGGGUCAGUAUAACUGAUAUAGUGAUAGUACUAAUGAUAGUACAAACUGUGUUAUCACUAAUACUCAAGCACUUCCAAAAUCUAUGCAAAAACACUUAACAUUGAGUACAAGGAACAACAGAUUUAGUAUUAGGACCCAUGUUAAAUUGACAAUCUGUCUAGUGGCUAAUUACUUGUCAUAAUCUUGUUCCUAAUCUUGUUAUUGGAAUGUUUGACUAAAACGUUCUGUAUAUUUCUCCUUCGGUCUGGGGGAUCGUUCUUGGGAGAUCUUAAAAUAUGGAACUUAAAAAUUUUUUUUUGGAAAAGCUGAGCUUGGUCCCGCCUAUUGAACUGAAAUUUCAAAAUGAAUUCAAAACUCAAUAAAGCCACCUAAAACAACCUUACUAACCCACUAAAUUUCAGUUUGCCUUCAAAUCCUUCUACCUAACCACCUUCGUCUACGACCGGUCGGUGCUCUCCAAAACCAACAGCUCAAGACAACUGAGUAUCAGCUUCAGACAACGCUUGGAAGAGUCUCAACAUUUGAUCCGAGAACGAUCAUCUACCAUCUCUUAUCGUGCCACUACGCCCGUUCCUCAAUUGGCUAGGAAUUCCAGCUGUCACGCGUUGAAUGAGCUUAUUCCUGAUAGGGUUUUGGUUUGA
Messenger RNA from Bursaphelenchus okinawaensis, 3967 nucleotides. Lineage: Eukaryota; Metazoa; Nematoda; Chromadorea; Rhabditida; Aphelenchoididae. The record is from the annotation of a GenBank genome assembly.